Molecule: messenger RNA, 1407 nt
Organism: Perca flavescens (yellow perch)
Lineage: Eukaryota; Metazoa; Chordata; Actinopteri; Perciformes; Percidae
Product: leukocyte elastase inhibitor-like
Exons: 9
Coding region: 208-1365 (385 amino acids)
Biological process (GO): negative regulation of endopeptidase activity
Molecular function (GO): serine-type endopeptidase inhibitor activity
Source: RefSeq, a predicted model, not a curated record
GCUCCUUUGACUGGUUGUCGGCUAUGGCCAUUGGCUAUGGCAUAGCUGUGUAUAAAUCUAUGGGCUGUGGCUAUGUGUUGGGGCCAUGGUCGGGGCGUGUCAGGAGACCAGCUUGUAAAUAAAAACUGAAGUUGUAGACUGAAGUCUUCCUGUAUCGGAAAGACUCCUAAUCGCCCGACGACCAUCAGAAAAGUCUCUGUAUACACAAUGGCAUCUCCAACCCCUCUGUCCAAGGCCAACAACACCUUCUCUCUGGCUUUGCUCAAAAAGUUUGGAGAUGACGACAAGACGGCAAACAUCUUCUACUCCCCUUUCAGCAUCUCUUCAGCCCUGGCUAUGGUGAUGCUGGGGGCCAGAGGAAACACAGCCACACAGAUGUCAGAGUGCCUGAAAACCAAGGAUUGUCAGGAUGAUGUCCAUGUUAGCUUUGCCCAACUGCUGAGCGAGCUCAACAAGGCUGGCGCUCCGUAUGCCCUCAGUGUUGCCAACAGGCUGUACGGGGAGCAGUCCUACCAGUUUGUUGAGGAUUUCUUAGGAAAAACCAAGAAGCACUACAACGCAGAGCUGGAGACUGUUGACUUCAAAUCCAGCUCCGAGGCCGCCAGGCUCAACAUCAACACCUGGGUGCAGAAGCAGACUCAAGAUAAAAUUAAGGAUCUACUGGGCAAAGGUGUGGUGGACAGCCUGACCAGGCUGGUGCUGGUUAAUGCCAUCUACUUCAAAGGCAACUGGAACAAGCAGUUUGAGGAGAUUGCCACACGUGAUGCUCAGUUUAGACUAAACAAGAAUGACACUAAGCCAGUGAAGAUGAUGCACCAGAAAUCCAAGUUCCCUUUGACCUACAUUCCUGAAGCCAGCUGCCAGAUCCUAGAGAUGCCUUACAAAGGGGAGGAGCUCAGCAUGCUCAUCUUUUUACCCAAUGAGAUGGAGGACAGUACAACAGGUCUGGAGAAGCUGGAGAAGCAGCUGACCUAUGAGAACUUUAUGGAGUGGACUCGUCCAGACAUGAUGGAUAAAGUUGAGGUCCAGGUGGGGCUGCCUCGGUUCAAGAUGGAAGAGUCAUAUGACAUGAAGGAAGUGCUGGUCAGCAUGGGCAUGGUGGAUGCCUUUGACAUGGCAAAGAGUGACUUCUCUGGCAUGUCUCCUGCCAACGACCUGGUAGUGUCAAAAGUCGUCCACAAGGCUUUUGUGGAGGUCAACGAGGAGGGAACUGAGGCUGCUGCUGCCACUGCUGCUAUCAUGAUGAUGCGCUGCAUGCCCAUGCGUCCAACUACGUUCAUCGCAGACCAUCCCUUCCUCUUCUUCAUCCGACAUAACUCCUCCAUGAGCGUUCUCUUUGCUGGCCGAUACUGCUCCCCUGAGUGAGCCCUACAUCAUUUAGAGUAGUGUUUCUCAACUUAAAGGGGG